Conger conger (European conger) is the source of this 1216-nucleotide messenger RNA. RefSeq names its product twist-related protein 2-like. The record is from RefSeq and is a predicted model, not a curated record. The transcript is spliced from 2 exons. Gene Ontology annotation, molecular function: RNA polymerase II transcription regulatory region sequence-specific DNA binding; protein dimerization activity; DNA-binding transcription factor activity, RNA polymerase II-specific. The coding region runs from base 115 to 618 and encodes 167 amino acids. NCBI's taxonomy places the organism in Eukaryota, Metazoa, Chordata, Actinopteri, Anguilliformes, Congridae. Gene Ontology annotation, biological process: developmental process; regulation of transcription by RNA polymerase II.
AUAGCGUGCGGAACUUUUUACGGAUAAUAGCUGCUAUAAGGAAGGCGACUGGAAUUAUUUUUGUUUUAAUUAAGUUCUUCAUAAACCAAUCUUGCGCGUUUUCUUCGGAAACUGAUGUUUGACGGAAUGAUGCAAGACGAAUCCAGCUCCCCAGUGUCUCCAGCGGACAGUCUUAGCAACAGUGAAGAAGAACUCGACAGGCAACAGAAAAGAUGUGGGAGGAAAAGGAGAACGAGCAGGAAAAAUGGGGAGGAUUCAGAUAGCCCGACCCCUGGGAAAAGAGGAAAAAAGUCCAGCAGCAGCAGUCCGCAGUCUUUCGAAGAACUUCAGACGCAGAGAGUCAUGGCGAACGUGCGCGAGCGACAGAGGACGCAGUCCCUCAACGAAGCGUUCGCAUCUUUGCGGAAAAUUAUUCCCACUCUGCCAUCAGACAAACUGAGCAAAAUACAGACUCUCAAACUUGCUGCCAGGUACAUCGAUUUCCUCUACCAAGUACUUCAGAGCGAUGAACUGGAUUCCAAAAUGGCAAGUUGUAGUUAUGUGGCUCAUGAAAGACUAAGCUAUGCCUUCUCUGUAUGGAGGAUGGAGGGCGCGUGGUCCAUGUCAGCAUCUCACUAGCGUCUGUGGAGCCAUAGGGCAACAUGGUGACAACCGAUUCCACUUACCUAUCCCAAAGGGCAAUUCUGGAGUCCCAUGCUGGAUUUGUACAAAGCUGCAGUAUUUUGGGGGAAAAUCAAACCAAAGAUGACGAGGCGUGGGGAGCACUUACAGAGAAAAAGGCCGAGGACAACCAGCAGUCGAGUUUGACUACACAAUCAUUUGUUCGCUCUACAUUCUGAUAUGCUUAAAACUUUUGUUUUUGAUUGACGAUGAAUGUUGGAAACCCUAAUCACUCUAUGCAUGCCUUUUGAUGCAGUCGUGCCGUUGUUUUCUCGGAAGAGGGUCAAAAUACAUCGAAAUGACCAUCUCAGUUUCAGAAUCAAGCUGCCGACGAGAAAGGACUGAUAUAGCCAUGAAAUGGUUUGAAAUUUGGCUCGUACCUGUGCAAACCUUUUUUUAGGUUAUUUGUCUCGGAAAAUACAUUUAUUUAUUUAUUGAUGACACUUGUUAUAAUGCAUAAUUAGAUCCGGUGUCUAAAUGCAUUCCUAUUUUUAUGAUUGUUUUGUAAAUAACUGUAUAUUUUUCUGCAAUAAAAUAAAUAUGAUUUUUAAACUAA